Populus euphratica (Euphrates poplar) is the source of this 1492-nucleotide messenger RNA. RefSeq names its product protein YLS2-like. Gene Ontology annotation, molecular function: hydrolase activity. The transcript has 6 exons. Lineage: Eukaryota; Viridiplantae; Streptophyta; Magnoliopsida; Malpighiales; Salicaceae. Gene Ontology annotation, cellular component: endomembrane system. Bases 265 to 1344 code for a protein of 359 amino acids. The record is from RefSeq and is a predicted model, not a curated record.
UGAAAAUACUGAAUUUGCUACACCUUCAUGCGCAUCCCUGAAGCAACACAGGCCAGGCCAGCAUUUCAGUUUGAAUAGAAAUAAAUCUGAUAUAUCAGAGUUACUUCUUGUAAUGACCGAGUAUUACAUUUACUCAUAAUUUACCCCAAUAUAUACAGAAGCUUGAGAGUUUUAUAUUACAUAACAUUAUCUAUAUCAAGAUUUUCCUCCCCAUUACCACAUACCUCACUGAAACAGCUCUUCCAGACUGGUCUUGAUAGGGCAAUGAUACCUUGUGUUUCAGCAUGCUCAGGCUUUCUGCUAGCUUGUUUGCUUGCCUUUACAUUUCAAAUCUUCUACUUCUCACCUAUAUCUCCGGACUUGCUUGAACUGCCUCCCGCUUCAGCUCUUCCCACAAACAAGCACUUACAGGAAGUGACUAAACUUGGAGAAGGAUUUCUAGAUCGCCCAGAGGAUGUUGUCGUGGAUAGAGAUGGUAUCCUCUACACAGCUGUUAGAGAUGGGUGGAUCAAAAGAAUGCAUAAGAACGGAUCCUGGGAGAAUUGGAAGAAGAUAGACAGUGAUGGUUUACUUGGGAUUGCAACUUCGAAGGAAGGUGGUCUUAUUGUUUGUGAUGCUGAAAAGGGUUUGCUUAAGGUUAGUGAAGAUGGAGUGGUGGUUCUCGCAACACAUACUAAUGGUGGAUCCAAAAUAAGGUUUGCAGACGAGGUCAUUGAAUCAUCGGAUGGAAGUCUUUAUUUUAGUGUUGCAAGCACCAAAUUUGGAUUCCACGACUGGUUCUUGGACGUUCUGGAGGCAAAACCUCAUGGGCAGUUGCUCAAGUAUGAUCCAUCAUUGAAUGAAACAUCGAUUUUGCUUGAAGGUUUGUGCUUCCCUAAUGGUGUUGCUCUCUCAAGAGAGGAAGAUUAUCUGGUCUUCUGCGAAUCUUGGAAAUACAGGUGCCAGAAAUAUUGGCUGAGGGGAGCGGACAAGGGGAAAACAGAGAUCUUCAUCGACAACCUUCCUGGUAGUCCUGAUAACAUCUAUCUGGCACCGGAUGGCUCUUUCUGGAUUGCUCUGCUACAGGUUGUGCCUAAUGGGCUGGAGUUCGUUCACAGAUCAAAGCCAUCCAAACACUUGGUUGCAUCCUUUCCUAAGUUAGCUAACCUAGUCAACGGUGCCCGUAGGAAAGCAACGGUGGUAAACGUGGCCGCUGAUGGCAAGAUUACCAGGAGGUUUGACGAUCCUGUAGGCAAAGUGAUGUCUUUUGUUACAACAGCUUUCGAGUUCGAGGAUCACCUUUACCUAGGAAGCCUAAAUACCAACUUCAUUGGAAAGUUGCCAUUGAAUCCCACGAAUUCUUGAACUUCAGACCAUCAGACGAGGAAGAACAAGUAUGGAGCAUGAAUUCAAAAAAGGCUCCCAAGAUAAGUUAUGACACUUGGCUGUUCAGACUAGAACCCAUAUUAUUUUGAAUAACUAAUGGAGAUAUUGCAUGCUGGCUUCCUAGUCU